This is a messenger RNA of Pristis pectinata (smalltooth sawfish), 2676 nucleotides long. It is a transcript of the gene glrbb, whose product is annotated as glycine receptor, beta b. Gene Ontology annotation, cellular component: neuron projection; postsynaptic membrane; synapse. The coding region runs from base 267 to 1793 and encodes 508 amino acids. Gene Ontology annotation, molecular function: neurotransmitter receptor activity; transmembrane signaling receptor activity; extracellularly glycine-gated chloride channel activity. The transcript is spliced from 10 exons. Lineage: Eukaryota; Metazoa; Chordata; Chondrichthyes; Rhinopristiformes; Pristidae. The record is from RefSeq and is a predicted model, not a curated record. Gene Ontology annotation, biological process: regulation of membrane potential; signal transduction; chemical synaptic transmission.
UCCUCCAUCUUGAGGGACAGUAUCAUCCACAAAAUACCUUUUAACAAAAUAAUAACAAUAGUGGCAGAUGUGGUCAAGGCGCAGCGGGAAGGACUGACGGCGGCGCGGUGAGCUGGCAGGAGCUGCCUUGGCGGCGGCGCCAGUGCUGCGAAAGGCUAGCGUUCGACCAGCACAAGGCACAGUCUGGGACCUCAAACGAAAUCUACUUAAAAUAAAAUUUCACCGACAUGCAGGAUUAGCUUUGUGCGGGAGCAGUCACUUUGAGAAUGGAGCUGAUCAAAGCAUUCCUUCUCCUUGUCAUCUUCUGCUUUGGUAUUGAACGAGGUUUGUCUGGUGAAGCAACUACAAAGAAAGGAAAGGGAAAGAAGAAGCAGUAUCCCUGUCCAUCAGAACAGUCAGCGGAAGAUCUUGCACGGACUCCCGCAAACUCAACCAGUAACAUUCUCAGCAGAUUGCUUGUCUCAUAUGACCCAAGAAUACGGCCAAAUUUUAAAGAUAUUCCAGUUGAUGUACAAGUAAAUAUUUUUAUUAACAGUUUUGGCUCAAUCCAUGAAACAACUAUGGACUACAGAGUGAAUAUAUUCCUCAGACAAAAAUGGAAUGAUCCACGACUUAAACUGCCAACUGAUUUUAAAGGUUCGGAUACACUGACUGUGGAUCCAACUAUGUUCAAAUGCUUAUGGAAACCUGACUUAUUUUUUGCAAAUGAAAAGAAUGCAAAUUUUCACGAUGUAACACAAGACAACAUCCUCCUUUUUAUAUUCCGGAAUGGUGAUGUGUUGCUCAGCAUGAGGUUGUCAAUAACACUUUCGUGCCCUCUUGAUUUGACUCUUUUUCCCAUGGACACACAGCGUUGCAAGAUUCAGCUGGAGAGCUUUGGCUACACCACAGAAGACCUCAAAUUCAUUUGGCAAGCUAAAGACCCUGUUCAGAUGGAACAAAUUGCAUUACCACAAUUUGAUGUUAAAGAGGAAGAUAUUGAGUAUGGAAAUUGCACAAAGUAUUAUGAAGGCACUGGUUAUUACACAUGCGUGGAAGUGAUUUUUACAUUAAGAAGACAGGUUGGAUAUUACAUGAUGGGCGUUUACGCUCCAACUCUUCUGAUUGUUGUCCUUUCUUGGCUGUCAUUUUGGAUAAACCCUGAUGCAAGUGCCGCAAGAGUGCCUUUAGGCAUCUUCUCAGUCCUUAACUUGUCAUCUGAGUGUAUGUCCCUUGCUGCAGAACUGCCUAAGGUCUCCUAUGUGAAAGCCAUGGAUAUCUGGCUGAUUGCUUGCCUUCUGUUUGGGUUUGCAUCUCUUGUGGAAUAUGCGGUUGUGCAGGUUUUGUUGAACAGCUCAAAAAUAGUUGAAGCUGAAAGGGCUCGAAUCCAAAAGAAAUUGAAGGCAAAGGAGCAAGCUAUUGCAUCUGAAGGAAAAGGAUGUGGAAACUGGGUUAAACCUUCCUCUAAGAAUACUGUUAAUGGUACAGAUACUCCUGUUCAUAUUAGCACAUUACAGGUCGCCGAAACAAGAUGCAAAAAGGUUUGUACUUCCAAAUCUGACCUGAGAUCCAAUGACUUCAGCAUUGUUGGAAGCUUGCCUCGUGACUUUGAAUUGUCUAACUAUGAUUGCUAUGGAAAACCCAUUGAAGUUAACAAUGGUCUUGGGAAGCUUCAGUUAAAAAAUAAUAAGAAGCCUCCACCUCCAAAACCUGUCAUUCCAACUGAAGCAAAGCGGAUUGACCUCUAUGCAAGAGCUCUGUUUCCAUUCUGUUUCCUCUUUUUUAAUGUCAUAUACUGGUCUGCUUAUCUAUGAACAUUCUGUCAUUAUUUUUCAUUGUAUAAGAAAUAUCAAACCAUGGAAUCUCUCAUGCAUCAUUUUUCAUUCUAAAUGCUUUGUGAUUAAAAGCUGAUUUGAAACCAAACGUAUUUAUGUCAAAUUUGAAUGAAAGCAUGAAAUUGCAAUGCAUAUAUUCUAACCAAACAAUGCUGUAUGUUGUUGUACAGCAUCCAGGCUGCUCUGGAGUUCAUAAAAAGUGAACCACAUUGUAAUCAUUCUCCUAUUCUAAGAAUAACAUGUUUAUGAUGUUGUGAUAGAUCAUUUAAAAUGUGUUGCGGGUUUGAUGAUACUUUUAUAUAUAAUAUAUAUAUAUAUAGAGAGCAUGCUUAAUGUUUCAAAGGUAUAAAUUUAUGAGAAAUUUUACAUCUUUCAAAUCGUAUAUGGAGUUUGUUUUGUCUUGAAAUUAUGUUUCCAGAACCAGUCCUUCAGUUCUUAAUCAAAAGUGAGCUUUAGUUCAUACCACUUCCAUUUGUAAAUGGAAAAAAAAGUAUAGACUUCUCCAUUUGUCAAAGUUUGAUAUUUAAAUUGCCAAGUAUAUUGAGAUGCUGUAUUGUUAAAUAUAAAAUAUAUAUCAGUGAUGGUUUUUGUUUUAACAGUGAAUAAUAUAAAUACACAUAUAUCAUAUAUACAACUUCAGCAAUACCUGUCUGAAAUCAAAUAAAGCAGUUAGAUGGUAUCAGUGUAUGAAUUAUGUCCUUAUAGUAGAGGUUAUAGAGAAGUAAAUAAAUGUGCACAAAUUGUGUACUUGAUGCUUUCAUUUCAUACACUGAGACAAAAUAUAUUAGCUACUGUAUAAUGUCAGUGCACCUUGUAACAGGUUCUAUUAGUUUUGAUGACAUUGAUGUAUUUAUUGUGCACA